Molecule: messenger RNA, 2510 nt
Organism: Xenia sp. Carnegie-2017
Lineage: Eukaryota; Metazoa; Cnidaria; Anthozoa; Malacalcyonacea; Xeniidae
Product: protein CASP-like
Exons: 27
Coding region: 257-2347 (696 amino acids)
Biological process (GO): intra-Golgi vesicle-mediated transport
Cellular component (GO): Golgi membrane
Source: RefSeq, a predicted model, not a curated record
GAAAUCCGCAGUCCAAAUUCAAAUGCCAAUGUUAGUAGCAAGGAAGUCGCGCGUGGCGUACACGAAAUGCCAAAGUGUUUUCACGAAUUAUAUGUAUAUACGAUUUUUUUUCCCGGUGCAGUUGCAAAUCCUUGAAAGAAAAAAGAAACAGAGUCAAUACAAUAGUGAAAUAAGUAUUUAAAAAUGUUAAGGGUUAUUUUACCUCUUUUUGCCGGCUGACAAAAGAAACACUAAAAUUAUAAGUCAUAAAACAAAGAUGGCAUCUACAGCGUCAACAACAUUGAGUUCUAUUCGAGAAUUUUGGAGAAAUUUUGACAUUAUUUCGUUGCAGAAAAAGUUAGAUGGCGAAGCCACUGAAUUGGCUGGGAGACAAGAUAAGUCGGAAAUAUCGCGUAAAAUGUUAGUUGAUCUAAGUCGUGAAUUCAAGAAGACCACACCAGAGAAUGUGCGUAAACAAGUAGCCCCUUUACUCAAGAGUUUCCAAGGGGAGGUAGAUUCAUUGUCAAAACGAAGCAAAGCUGCAGAAACAGCAUUUUUAUCACUGUACAAGAGAGUCGUGGAAAUUCCUGAUCCUCUUCCAGCUUUGGAUCAGUGUGUUGCUAAUCAAUCAAAAGUUUCAAAGUUCCAUGAUUAUGAAAUUGAAAACAAGAAACUUCGUGAUACACUUAGCGAAUACAACAAUGAAUUUGCUGAAGUAAAGAACCAAGAGGUGACAAUAAAUCGUUUGCGUGAAAAAUUGAAAGAAUAUGAAGAUAAAAUUGAAGAAACAGCUCAGUUGCGAGUUCAGGAAAAGGAAAAGGAAAUGGAAAAGUCUUUUGCUGAAAGAGAAAGACAGUUACAGGAGACCCAGCUUGAAGUCGCCAAGAAGUUGGGAGAAACUGAGCUACAAGUUGCGAAUUUGAAAUCUGCUCUGGAAAGCACGCAGUCUGAGCUGUUUGAUGUGAAAUCAAAGCUAGAUGAAGAGAAUGAAGCAAGGAGUUCAGCUGUAGAAAUUCUUGAAGCAGACCUAGAAAGAGCAAACCAGAGGGCGCUGUUAUCAGAGCGUCAAACGGAAUCGUUGAACGAGCAAUUGAAUCGAUUGAAAUCUGAGCUUGAGAUGUCGGAUGAAAGAUCUCAGAAAAACAUGGAUGACGCUUUUCAUUCCAUAUCGAAGACAAAUUUAGAACGAGAACUGUCUGCGAAAGAGAACGAGAUCACCCAAUUGGUUGACGACAUUCAACGACUUCAGGCUGCAAUGAAUAAAAUGCGCGAAGCUGGAAAUCAACGCAUCGCAUCACUUGAGCAGCAAUUGGCCGAGAAAACUGAGUUGAUAAUCGAACUUGAAACAAAAUUGAGACAACAAGCUGAUUACGAGGAAAUCCGUAGAGAAUUAGACAUUUUAAAGUCAGUUGAAUUCUCACGAUCACCAAGCAUUGAAGACGAUAGCGAUACAAAAGACAGGGUCUUUGAAAAGGAUGAUCGAAAGUCAUUGGAAAUUCUUCUUCUGGAGAAGAAUCGCGGGUUGCAGUCGGAAAAUACCAAGCUUAAAUUUGCAAUUGAAGAGCUAACAGAACGUCACGAGAACCUCCAAAAACAGUUUACCGACGCAGCUCGCACUCUGAAAGAACAGCAAGAAUUGAUCAAACAGCUUGAGGCGGAUCUUCUCUCCGUCCACGCUUUACCAUCAACGCAUCGAGGGCAAGGAGAGGGUGAAUCUGGACCAACAACUGAAUCAGAGCUGGUGUCAGUCGCUGUACAGGGAGUUGUAAAAAGUCCGAAUAUCAUACCAUCAGAAGCGAUUCCCGUGGAAAGUUCUUCAUCCGCCGACUCCCUUCUGCCCAUUAUUUCAAGUCAGCGUGAGAGAUUUAAGACGCGAAAUAUGGAACUUGAAGCACAAGUACGUCACCAACAACGACAAACAAGUCUUUUGCAAAAUGAAAUCGACGGCUUGCGUUCUGACAACGUUAAACUUUAUGAGAAAAUUCGCUUUCUGCAGAGUUAUCCCAACAAAGGUGGGAAUAACCGAGAAAUGGAUGAAAUAGCUGUCAAUAAGUAUUCUUCCCAAUAUGAAGCACGACUUGAUCCUUUUGCCGCUUUCAACAAAAACGAAAAACAACAAAGAUACCUUGGUUUAAGUGCUCAUGACAGAGUUACACUGAACAUGGGAAAAUUCAUUCUGUCCAACAAAAUAGCUCGGGCUGUGACCUUUUUUUACACCAUAUUACUUCAUUGUCUUGUUUUCUUGGUAUUGUAUAAGUUGGCAUAUACAGAAUCGUGCAAACGAGUUGUUGCUGAAAAAUAUGACACUGGAGUUUUUGAGCACAUGCAAAAUGCUCAUGAAAUGCCAAAUGUAUUUCAUCCUACAUGAUGCAAUGGUAAUUACUGUGAUCAUUACGUAUCCUAAUAACUGAUUAAUUAAAUCAUGUACAAUAGAAUUGGUUCUUAUUUAUGCAUUUGAUUUCUAUACAUCUUUUUAUUAACAAAUUGUAGCAUUUCCAUAUGAUGCAAUGAUUAGACACAUAGAAAUUCAA